AUGAAGGCCCGCAAAUCACUGAUAUCGCUUGCUAUGGACGCUGUGAGCUUGGAAUCGAAUACCGUAAAAUCUCCGCGCCAUUCCUCCCUUUCUCCGUCGGCGCCCAUUCCCCACCUUCACCGGAGCCAGCGGCUCUUCAUUAGCCUGAAAAUCUAUCGUCAGUCGUCGCUCGGCUUGAUCAUCCGCAGAAGUUUCAUGGCCGAUUUCAAGUCCAACUCCAGGGAUGAAGUUUUAGUUCAAUCUGGUUCGGUUGAGAAUGGUGAAAUCAACGAGACUGUCGGUCCAAACUAUGCAGAGAUUAUUGUAAUUCGUCAUGGUGAAACGGAGUGGAAUGCUGAUCGUCGAAUUCAGGGACACUUGGAUGUGGACUUAAAUGAUGCUGGGAGACAGCAAGCGGUUGCGGUGGCCGAGCGGAUUUCAAGGGAGCCUAAAAUCUCUGCAGUGUAUUCAUCUGACCUAAAACGUGCAUUCUACACAGCCGAGAUAAUUGCAAAAAGCUGUGGGGUACCUGAGGUUACGAAAGAUCCAGACUUAAGGGAAAGACACCUUGGAGCCCUUCAAGGUGCCAUCUUGAAUGAAAUUGCCAAAGUUAAUCCAGAGGCUCACAAAGCAUUUUUAUCCAACCAAGAUGAUCAAGAAAUUCCCGGUGGUGGGGAGAGUUUCAAUCAACUGUAUGAACGUUGCACGUUGGCUUUACAAAGGAUCGCCCAAAAACACAUAGGGGAGAGAGUUGUGGUGGUCUCGCAUGGCGGCACCAUAAGAGCACUUCACAAAAGGGCUUCUCCUCACAGGCGGCCCACCGGAAGAGUUCUCAACACUUCGGUCAAUGUGUUUCAUUUGACAGAUAAAAACAAAUGGAUUAUUAAAUCAUGGGGCGACGUGAGUCACCUUGACGGGACUAAGUUUCUGGAGUCGGGUUUUGGUGGGGAUAGGAAUUCCGGCUAGUUGGUUGUAAUUGCUUAUUGUCAUUGAUCAUAAUGAGGAAGGAACUUGAAAUUUUGUGUUCACUUUAAACUAGAAUCAUGUACUGUGCCUUGGAUAAAUCAAGACUUUCGAGGGUGUUGUGUCUCAAUAUGUGAAUUGAGAAACUAUUAUGUGAUUUUUUGGAACUUCAUAAGUUUCUGCUGCUCCAAAUGGAAAUUACAGUUUUCUCCUUUCGUGUGAC
Striga asiatica is the source of this 1165-nucleotide messenger RNA. Lineage: Eukaryota; Viridiplantae; Streptophyta; Magnoliopsida; Lamiales; Orobanchaceae. The record is from the annotation of a GenBank genome assembly.